CAGCUUCCUCGCUAACAGGUAUGUUUAAAAUGCUCUUUCCAUACACCCUUUUAAUGCAAUCUUACUUUUCUGAGAAACGAGUUUCGUGGUGUUAGCCUGGGCUUCGUACGAGAAAAUGCAAAACUAACAAUAUGCAAUAGAUAGAACAUGCUAACUUUCAACCCGCAACUGCAAUAAAUGAGAGGGCUUCCGUCAUCAGCCUCUUUGGGACUCGCAAGUAAUCUCUCAGAGGGAAAGGUUCUCAAGAAGAAGAGAUCUAAGCCACUCCAAUCUUCUAUGAACGCAAAACGAUGCACCCGCAGAUAAGGCUUGCCAUGCUUUUGCCAUUCGCCACUCUCAAUUGAUACUUUUCUCCAAAGACAAAAUCAUUCGACAAGAUCCAAUUGCAGAAUAAAUUAAUUUCUAUAAUCAACUGUAGCUUUGUAUAGCUGAAGACGUCUCAAUCUUGGCGGAGCAACGGAAUUGCGGGCCCACUCCGGCAUGUCUGAGCCCUUUUGCACUCGUACAGUACCACGACCUAUUUACCUGCGACAGCACCAAAAUUAGCUACAUAACCAAACCAGAAGUACUUCGAAGUAUUAGCAAGAGUUGCAUAGUAAGUACCUUACAGUAACAUGGCAGGAUCAACAAGAAACACCGGAUUUUCAGAGCUUUUCAACUACAUGAAAUAUGGGUACGCGAAGCGAAAUGCGAAUUCGCUGCACCUGGCCGUACAAGGCCGAUUCGGAUCAUAGUCUAAUGUCCGCCAAUGUCUCUUUCUACUUCUUACAUAUUUGAUGAUCCUUUCAUUUGCUGACAGUUCAAAGCGUACGGAUCAUGCUCUUAUUACGAAGUAUGAAGUAUAAGUGUUACGCAAUUUCCUCUCAGUGCCGGUAAGGUUUCCCGGGUAAGCGGAGCUUUCGGAGCUUUAAUCAAUUUAUCUUCGUAGACCUACCUACGACCCAACAAUAUAUAAAGUCAGGAUAUGCAUCCCAACGGCAAGUUGCGUUCGUAUCGGUCAACAUGCAAAACACUAUCGUCUUUGAGUUAUAUUACUACACGAAAAUGCAAAACUUUACCAGCAUUUGGACGAUCAUGGAGGAACGAUGUCGAUCCAUGAACCGUGCCUUACCUACAGGUUAGCAAGAAAUACGGCAGUAAGUAUCCCUUUGCUCUGUCUUCAUUGGGUCAAUAAGCUUAUUAAUACAGAUCACCUGUGUUGAUCACUUGGAUGAUCUUCAGUACGUUUGAUCAAUCUGUUUUAUGAUGUGGAACAGCUAGGACGACCACGAAUUAUUCGAGAGGAUGGGAACUAUGAGACUAUUCAAUCCCGCUUUUCUUAUUCAAUGUGAGUGCUUUUCAAGGGUUUUACCAAGUUUGGCAACUCUCGGGAGCACUUUCGAAGAUUUAUAUUUCGUGCUGUCUAGUGUUCCAGCUUAACGUUUAGUGGGGAGUUCGUUCCCGUUCCCGUUUUUGUGAAUAUAGAUUGUGUAACAUCUGCAGAUUAAAAACGUAUUAUAUUGCCGAGCAUAGACGGAAAGCAGAUCUAGUGGUAAUAUGUUCAACCUAGAAACAAGUUGUUGCUUACGGUAAGAAGGUAAGUAAAUAAUGAUUAAUACCCCCCAAUCCGAGAGCUAUACAUAUUUCAUUAAAAGCUUAUAGGUGUUACUCGGCCAGUGACUUUGUCAACAAAACGAAGCUUGCUGUUUCAGUCUUCAGAUAUUACAGGAUAUUCCCUAAGCUCACUCUUAAUUUCAACGUGCAUGGUGAAACCCUGCAAGAUCAAGUUCAUCUCUUCUUCAUAUGGUCGCACCCCUUUUUGCAGGUCCUUUCUGCAUCUAUUUUUGGCCUUAGCCGCAAUAUAAGUGCUCGUUCUUGAUGAACAAGUCGGCUUGUUUCGUCCCCUUGCCGAACCGAGACCGACCAAUUCACUUUCGCUCUUAGGUUCAAACUUUUGGCUUUGAGAUUAAAGACGCGGACGCCCCCUUCAAACCUUCGUCAUCUUCAACAACAAUUGACCAAGAUGUAUCUCAUCCUUUGGAUAAACUGGCUAGCCGUCACUCUGCCUCUAUUCGGGCUUAGUGCGCACGCGCAAACUGAUGAUAGCUACAUCGCCAUGACUGGAGUUCAGACUGGCGUCACCGCGGAGGGAGCGCGCCCAGCAAGGAGGAAUCUUCUCGAUCUUCAAAACGAUAUACCCGCCUGGUAAGUCGAGCAAGCUUGUCCUACAUCCCAUUGGUUCCGAUUUGUCACCUGACUGACACACGUCUUCUUCAGGUCACUGUUUAUACAAGCUUUCACUGCUAUGCAAGCUGUUGACGAGGGCCAGCAAUUGUCUUUUUUUGGGAUCGCGGGUCUUCAUGGCAGACCUUUCGUACCAUAUAAUAACUUCGCCCAGUACGCUGACGCGCAAUUUAACUGGUGGAAAGGUUACUGUCCUCAUGGUUCGUUGCAGCUUGCUGGGUCAAGAGGGCUUUGCUAAAACACAUAAAAGGAUCUGUUUUGUUUCUCAGCUGGCACACUAUUUACAUGGUGCUUAUUGAGGUUAGUUCAGCUUUCCCCGUUUCUCAACUAUCGCUAAAUACAAGCAGCAAGUUAUGGCCUCAUGGGCUCAGACUAUUGCCGUGCAAUAUACUGGAGCAGAUCAGGCAGUUUACCAAAAUGCUGCAGACAACCUGAGAUUCCCUUUCUGGGACUUCGCGUCAAUUCCUCAGAUGCCUCCAGUCAUGAAUGGGGCAACCGUAGAAAUCAAUACACCCACUGGAGUCCAGACCGUUAACAAUCCACUAUAUCAAUACACAUGGCAAAAGCCACUGGAAGUAGCUCACUUCCCUGAGACGAUAGCAAGAAGACCAACUACUUCUCGACGGCCGGAGUCUAAUGCCCCCGAUGGACGAAACAGACCGGAUAUUAUCAACGAUCUAUUGGGAAAAGCAAAUUUAAUGCAAAGAACCGUAAGGCACAUUCAGAAAACCUCAAGAUAAGUUGUUGAGGCUAAUGAUGGUGUUAGUGGGAUGCACUCGUCAAGAACACGCAGUACAACGAAUUCGCGACCUCUGCAGCAGGUGGAACCUCCAUUGAAUGGGUUCACAAUGAAAUCCAUUUAACCAUCGCAGGUGCAUUUGGUACAAUGGGGCCUACGGAAUACUCUGCGUUUGACCCAAUCUUUUGGGUAUUCCACUGUAAUAUCGACCGACUCUAUGCGAUUUGGAUGGCGAUGAACCCUGGCAAUUUGAUGACACCCAUCGGCGGUGAAGCUGGUGAGUUUCCAAUUCUUCCAAUCCAACUUCUCUCUUAAGCAUCAUGGAGCCAAGACGCUGUUAUGUCCCUUAACACGGUCUCACUGAUUCAUAUUCUGUCCACUCUCGAGAUACUCUUCAAAAGGCUAUACUGACUUUGAAAUCUUAUAGGAACCAUGUCAAUUCCAUUCGGAAACAUUGAUUCUACCGACACACCCUUAUACCCAUUUACAGCAAAUGCUCAGGGGAGCGUCUACACCUCCGCAGCAGCAUACCAAUAUUCCAUAUUCGGCUACUCCUGGCCGGAAAUCGAAGAUUGGAAUCAAACCCCGGAGGCCCUCCGAGCCAACGUCACAGCACAAGUCAACGCAAAAUACGAUCCAAACGGGGUAUUCAGUAAUCCCCCGCCCGCGGCUCCUGCUACUCGCCGCAGAUAUAACACGCCUAGCCGAACUGCUGGAGAAGAAACCAAAGAAUGGGCUGUGAGCAUCGAGGUCAACAAAUAUGAGCUCAAAGGAGCCUAUUUCGUCAUUAGCAUCUUCGUAGGAUGUGUGCCUGAAGAUCCAGCGGAAUGGCCAUUUACCGAUACUCGAGUGGACAGUAUGCAUCUCAUGCCUCCUCCUCUCAAAAACAUUACGGACUGGCCAUUUAUGCCAGUUUACGAUGAAAUCAGUCUUACGAAGGUAGUCGAAAAUGCUGAUAUUGAUGUUGGUGAUGCUGUUGCUGUAAAGCAAUACUUGAAGGAGAAUCUGGAUUGGAGAGUUCAAAAGGUGAGAUCUGCAACCAUACUUUAUUCUUUUCCUUCGCCGCUCAUAUGCUAAUGUAUUCCUUGACAGCUGGACGGUACAGAGGUAGAUCUCAAAGAACUCCCCAGUCUCAACUUCACAGUCGGAUCCCAGGACAUGACCUUGCAGAAAGACAUCACGUCCCUGCCGACCUUCGGUGAGCGUCAGCUUUAUCGUGAAAUCACGCAUCCGGAGGAGGACCCGGAGGACCCGAUGUCUUCCACGGUACCUCUUCCUGGUUUCUCGCAGAAACGACCGAAUGGUACAAGUACGGAGGCACCUCAGGCGGAGUAUACGGGUGCGGGCUCUUUUCUUGCGCUGGAUAGCAGAUUGUGUAUUUCCUGGGCGUUGUUUUUCUUUUUGCUGCUGUCACAAUAAUUCGAGGGGAGCGUGCCGCUGAUGAUGAAUCAAUACCCGUACGUACAUAGAACAAAAUCUUUCUUCUUUGAUGUACCAAUAGGGCACGAUAAUGAUUAAUGAGUUGAUAUUCUUGAC
Molecule: messenger RNA, 4498 nt
Organism: Hymenoscyphus albidus
Lineage: Eukaryota; Fungi; Ascomycota; Leotiomycetes; Helotiales; Helotiaceae
Source: the annotation of a GenBank genome assembly